GUGGCGGGGCGGGCAACAUGGCGGCCUCUAUCUCCCCGCUACGCUCCUCCUUCAGGAUUUGUAACGGUCUGUCCUUCCACCACUGCCGAGCAAAACUGCGUAUGCACAGAAAGUGCGAGAGCCAGAGAAGACAUCUCCAUGAGUCGGUCACCAGGCAUGCUGCAGUGGUGGUGUCAGGGACGGAGAUGGCCCGUCAGAUUCACAGAGAGAUCCAGAGGGAGGUGGAAGAGCUGGUCACUGGCGGCAACAUGAGACCCCACCUGGGUGUGGUGUUGGUUGGGGACGACCCGGCUAGCCACACCUACGUCCGGAACAAGACCAGAGCUGCUAGUAUACUGGGAAUCUCUAGUGACACGGUGCUGAAGCCAAGCUCUGUCUCUCAGGAUGAACUGCUGGAGCUGAUCGACAAGAUGAACAGAGACUGGAGGGUCUCAGGGCUGCUGGUGCAACUACCUCUACCAGGGCACAUCGAGGAGCGUGCCGUGUGUAACGCCAUAGCUCCGGAGAAGGACGUGGAUGGGUUCCAUAUCGUCAACAUAGGGAAGCUUUGUCUGGGCCAGAGAUCUAUGGUGCCUGCUACACCUGCUGCUGUAUGGGAGAUCAUCAGGAGAGCAGGUAUCGAGACAGUGGGGAAGAACGUGCCUGUGAUUGACAGGUCUGUGUGUGCAGGUAUCGAGACAGUGGAGAAGGACGUGCCUGUGAUUGACAGGUCUGUGUGUGCAGGUAUCGAGACAGUGAGGAAGAACGUGCCUGUGAUUGACAGGUCUGUGUGUGCAGGUAUCGAGACAGUGGGGAAGAACGUGCCUGUGAUUGACAGGUCUGUGUGUGCAGGUAUCGAGACAGUGGAGAAGGACGUGCCUGUGAUUGACAGGUCUGUGUGUGCAGGUAUCGAGACAGUGGGGAAGAACGUGCCUGUGAUUGACAGGUCUGUGUGUGCAGGUAUCGAGACAGUGGGGAAGAACGUGCUGGUUGCGGGACGCUCUAAGAAUGUAGGCUUGCCGAUCGCCAUGUUGCUCCACACAGACCGCAACCAUCAACGCUCUGGAGGUGAUGCCACGGUAACCAUCGCCCACAGGUGUACCCCCAGAGAGCAGCUGAAGGAACUGACCCGUCUGGCCGACAUCGUCAUCGCAGCCGCAGGUGUGCCUGGGCUGAUCACAGUAGACAUGGUCAAGGAGGGGGCAGCGGUCAUCGACGUGGGUAUUAACCGUGUCCAGGACCGGACCACAGGGAAACUACGGCUGGUGGGAGAUGUGGACUUUGAAGGUGUGAAGGAGAAGGCGGGGUUUAUCACCCCAGUUCCUGGAGGGGUGGGGCCUAUGACGGUCGCAAUGCUGAUGAAGAACACUGUUGCUGCUGCCAGAUACGCACUGACACACUGAAACACACACUGAAACACACUGAAACACACACUGAAACACACACUGAAACACACACUGAAACACACA
Coregonus clupeaformis (lake whitefish) is the source of this 1448-nucleotide messenger RNA. RefSeq names its product methylenetetrahydrofolate dehydrogenase (NADP+ dependent) 2 like (gene mthfd2l). Gene Ontology annotation, biological process: tetrahydrofolate interconversion. Bases 18 to 1382 code for a protein of 454 amino acids. NCBI's taxonomy places the organism in Eukaryota, Metazoa, Chordata, Actinopteri, Salmoniformes, Salmonidae. Gene Ontology annotation, cellular component: mitochondrion. Gene Ontology annotation, molecular function: methenyltetrahydrofolate cyclohydrolase activity; methylenetetrahydrofolate dehydrogenase (NADP+) activity; methylenetetrahydrofolate dehydrogenase (NAD+) activity. The record is from RefSeq and is a predicted model, not a curated record. The transcript is spliced from 8 exons.